CCUGUGCUGGUGGCGGACCUUUGGUCACCCGGUUGAGAUGGAGCAAAGUUUAUUAAAACGACGGAAAGCUGUGCACAGAUCCCGUUAAAACUGACAUCUAGAAGCAUUCCCCGAGAUCAUAACACGAUUUGAGCUGCGAAUGCUUUUGAUGGCCACAAGAUGAAGGCUCAACUUCAGAUAACAGUUCUGUCCGCUAAGCUGCGGGAGAAUAAGAAGAACUGGUUUGGGCCCAGUCCUUAUGUGGAGGUGUUUGUGGACGGACAGUCGAAGAAGACGGAGAAAUGCACCAACACUCAUAGUCCCAAAUGGAAACAGUCUCUCACUGUGAUCGUCACUCCUUUCAGCAAGCUAAUUUUCCGUGUUUGGAGCCACCAGACACUAAAAGCGGACAUUUUGCUUGGCGUGGCCAGUCUGGAGGUCAGCGAGACCUUAAAAGCCAACAAUAUGAAAAUCUGUGAGGUGGUGCAGACGCUGCAGUUGAGCUCAGACAGAGGGCGCUCGGAGCAGGUUGGAGAUCUGUCUGUGUGUCUGGAUGGACUUCAGGUGGAUGCCGAGACUUUCGCUACAGAGGAACAAAAGCACAAUGCUGUUGUUAAUGGAGGAUCCAGACUGAACGGGGAUGCUGUAAGAAGUCGAGACUCUUCUCCAUCCAGUGACAUCACUGAUGAUGCGCCAUUGCCCAAUGGUCAUGCAGUGGGAAGCUCCGUCUCUGCAUCUCCAUCCACUGGGGCUCUGAGAGCACCGCGUCCCCUUCGACCCCAGAGACCACCGCCUGCCUCACCACAUAAACAUACUUCCUCCACAGCAUCCUCUACUGGCUCAACUCCCACUCACGGCAGCAGCGCUCCCAGUCCAGAGAUGUCUCCACGAGUGUGUGCGAACGGAGAAACUGAGAGUCAAGGGUCAAGCUCGGGUUCUGGCUCAAAUCAGGCACCCAGAGCCAGUCCAACACCACCCAGAGCUCCAGCCAUCACCGACGGCCCUCUUCCUCCGGGCUGGGAGCAGAGAGUGGAUCAGAAUGGACGUGUUUACUAUGUGGAUCACAUCGAGAAAAGAACCACAUGGGAAAGACCUGAACCACUGCCACCAGGUUGGGAGCGUCGUUUAGACCCAAUGGGCCGUGUGUAUUAUGUGGAUCAUAUAAACAGAACCACCACAUGGCAGAGACCUACGCUAGAGUCGGUGCGCAACUAUGAGGAAUGGCAGAACCAGCGCAGUCAACUUCAGGGAGCCAUGCAGCGCUUCAACCAGAGGUUCAUCUAUGGCCUGCAGGAACAGCUCGCACCGACAGCUAAUAAAGAGUUUGACCCUCUGGGGCCGCUGCCGUCGGGAUGGGAGAAACGGACAGACAGUAAUAGGAGGAUGUAUUUUGUUCACCAUCCUACAAGAUCCACACAAUGGGAAGACCCUCGCACACAAGGGUUGCUAAAUGAGAAGCCAUUGCCGGAAGGUUGGGAAAUGAGGUUUACAGUGGAUGGGAUUCCCUAUUUCGUUGAUCACAACAGGAGAACUACAACAUACAUUGACCCCCGUACAGGAAAAUCCUCGCUGGAGAACGGCCCUCAGAUCACAUACGUACGAGAUUUUAAAGCCAAAGUGCACUAUUUCCGCUUCUGGUGUCAGCAGUUAUCAAUGCCUCAACACAUCAAAAUCCAUGUAAGUCGCAAAACGCUGUUUGAGGACUCAUUUCAGCAGAUUAUGGGUUGCCAUCCUCAAGAUCUGAGGCGGAGACUGUGGAUUAUUUUCCCAGGGGAGGAGGGGCUUGACUAUGGAGGCGUGGCCAGGGAAUGGUUUUUCCUGCUCUCACAUGAGGUCCUGAACCCCAUGUACUGUCUGUUUGAGUACGCCGGCAAAGAUAACUACUGCCUACAGAUUAACCCAGCAUCCUCCAUCAACCCAGACCACCUGAAAUACUUUAAGUUCAUCGGCCGCUUCAUUGCUAUGGCUUUGUUUCAUGGGAAGUUCAUCGACACCGGCUUCUCUUUGCCCUUUUAUAAGCGCAUCCUGAACAAACCUUUAGCUCUGAAAGACCUGGAGUCCAUCGACCCAGAGUUUUACAACUCUCUCAUCUGGAUCAAGGAUAAUAAUAUCGAGGAGUGUGGCUUGGAGAUGUUUUUUUCCGUGGAUAAGGAGAUUCUGGGAGAGGUUACAACUCAUGAACUCAAACCUGAUGGAGGAAACAUUCAGGUCACUGAGGAAAAUAAAGAGGAGUAUAUCAGGUUGGUUGCUGAAUGGAGGUUGUCCAGAGGUGUCGAGGAGCAAACUCAGGCGUUCCUCGAGGGCUUUAAUGAUGUCCUGCCUCAGCAGUAUCUGCAAUACUUUGACGCCAAAGAACUGGAGGUUAUGCUGUGUGGGAUGCAGGAGAUCGAUCUGGGCGACUGGCAGAGGAACAGCAUCUACAGACACUACGCUCGCAGCAGCAAACAGAUCGUCUGGUUCUGGCAGUUUGUGAAGGAGAUGGACAAUGAGAAGCGCAUGCGUCUGCUGCAGUUUGUGACCGGCACAUGCAGACUUCCUGUUGGCGGAUUCGCUGAUCUUAUGGGCAGCAACGGACCGCAAAAGUUUUGUAUUGAAAAAGUGGGAAAAGAGAACUGGCUGCCAAGGAGCCACACAUGCUUUAACCGUCUAGACCUGCCGCCCUAUAAAAGCUACGAACAGUUAAAGGAGAAGCUGCUCUUCGCCAUCGAGGAAACAGAAGGUUUCGGUCAGGAGUAACGCAUGAAAGCAUCAGCUCAUGACCACCAUCAUAUCAGAAGCUGCUACCGCUAAACCGAGAGCGAGAGCUCAACAGUGUUUUACUGGACGCUCUCCUCAUCUCUCAGCUUUCUGUUUCUCUGAUUUUCUUGCCAUUCUGAUUUUAUACUGCCUUAGUUAAAGAUCUGCGAUGAAACACACACACUUCAGCUCGCUCUAUGCACAAAACCGCGUCUCAACAUGCAACAAACUCUCUCCUUUUGCUUUUUUUCUUGAACUUUGAGUUCGCAUGUCGGAUUGAGUCUCCUCUGUGGUGUGUUUAUAUGAGGAUGAGCUCAUGCUUAAAAAUGAGCCCUUUUAAGACAGAGAAAGAAGUAGGAUGGGUUGCACUUUAUUAGUAAAACACACACACAAGCGUAAUAUGCAACAGGUCAGACUUCAGCUCACAAUCCAAAGAAGUUACUGACGUACUUAAUGAUUGCAUGGUGAAAAAAAUGAAGCCUGUUUCACAUUUUACAUUAAAACUUGACAUUAUAAUGCAGGGAAAUGCUUUUUUACUUCGAGUUUUUGUCUUGUUUCUUGUUUAAAUGUCCAAAAAGUCUUAAAUUAAGUCUAGUUUCUUGUUUAAAUGUCCAAAAAGUCUUAAAUUAAGUCUAGUUUCUUGUUUAA
Molecule: messenger RNA, 3363 nt
Organism: Danio aesculapii
Lineage: Eukaryota; Metazoa; Chordata; Actinopteri; Cypriniformes; Danionidae
Gene: itcha
Product: itchy E3 ubiquitin protein ligase a
Exons: 24
Coding region: 160-2715 (851 amino acids)
Biological process (GO): ubiquitin-dependent protein catabolic process; protein K29-linked ubiquitination; protein K63-linked ubiquitination
Molecular function (GO): protein binding; ubiquitin protein ligase activity
Source: RefSeq, a predicted model, not a curated record